Penicillium verhagenii is the source of this 1665-nucleotide messenger RNA. Its product is annotated as putative MFS sugar transporter. Gene Ontology annotation, biological process: transmembrane transport. Gene Ontology annotation, molecular function: myo-inositol:proton symporter activity. NCBI's taxonomy places the organism in Eukaryota, Fungi, Ascomycota, Eurotiomycetes, Eurotiales, Aspergillaceae. The record is from RefSeq and is a predicted model, not a curated record. The transcript is spliced from 2 exons. Gene Ontology annotation, cellular component: membrane. The coding region runs from base 1 to 1665 and encodes 554 amino acids.
AUGUCGGACGUCAAGGAUGUUGAGGCCCCUUCGGACAUGCACAAGGAGGCUCCCAUCGCCCUUGAGAUGGACCAUGUGACCGAGAAGGUCGACCAAGAGAUCACCGAGGCGGCUAUGGACGCUGAACUGCAACAGCUCGAGGAGCAGUUGCAAACAUUGCCGAAGUCUAAGCUCGAGGUGACGUUCUCAAACCCAGCUGUCUAUACCUACAUGCUGGUGGCUUUCGCUUCCAUGGGUGGUCUCCUUUCCGGUCUGGAUCAGUCCCUCAUCAGUGGUGCAAACUUGUCCCUCCCCACGGCUCUCAACUUGAGUUCAAGCGAGGCUAGUUUGGUGAACGGUGGCAUGCCGCUCGGUGCUGUCGCUGGUGCUCUUUUGCUCUCCCCGGCAAACGAGUACCUUGGUCGUCGCAUGUCUAUCAUUGUUUCUUGCAUUCUAUACACAAUUGGUGCAGGCCUGGAGGCUGGUGCCAUCAACUUUGGUAUGAUGUUUGCUGGUCGUAUGAUUUUGGGUGCCGGUGUUGGUCUGGAGGGCGGUACCGUCCCCGUCUACGUUGCGGAGUCCGUUCCCAGCAAAAUCCGUGGUAACCUCGUCUCGCUCUACCAAUUGAACAUCGCCCUUGGUGAAGUCCUCGGAUACGCCGUCGCCGCCAUCUUCAUCGGCGUUGACGGUUCCUGGCGCUACAUUCUUGGAUCUUCCCUCGUCUUCUCCACCAUCCUUUUCGUCGGCAUGCUGUUCCUCCCAGAAAGCCCCCGUUACCUGAUGCACAAGGGCCACGAGAUCGAGGCCUACGGAGUCUGGAAGCGCAUCCGUGGCUUCAACGACUACGCAGCCAAGGACGAGUUCCUGGGUAUGCGCCAGGCCGUCCAGCAAGAGGCCGAGGAGCAGGCCCAGACAAAGAAGUAUCCCUGGAUGGAUUUCUUCACCAACCCCCGUGCCCGCCGCGCCAUCGUCUACGCCAACAUCAUGAUCUUCCUUGGCCAGUUCACCGGUGUCAACGCCGUCAUGUACUACAUGUCGACUCUGAUGGAGGCCAUCGGCUUCGACGAGAAGACCUCCGUCUUCAUGUCUCUCGUCGGUGGUGCUUCGCUCAUGUUCGGCGCCAUCCCUGCUGUCCUGUACAUGGAGCGCUUCGGCCGUCGCUACUGGGCUAACGCCAUGCUGCCCGGCUUCUUCAUUGGUCUUGUUCUCGUCGGCGUGGGCUACACCAUCGACUAUGAGAAGUACCCCGCUGCGGCUCAGGGUGUCUACUUGACCGGUAUCAUCCUUUACAUGGGCUUCUUCGGCUCUUACGCCUGUCUGACCUGGGUCAUUCCCUCUGAGGUUUUCCCCACAUACCUCCGUUCAUACGGAAUGACCACCGCCGACGCCAACCUCUUCCUGUGCUCCUUCAUCGUGACCUACAACUUCACCCGCAUGAUGGACUCCAUGAGCCGAAUCGGUCUGACCCUCGGUUUCUACGGUGGUAUUGCCGUGCUUGGCUGGUUCUACCAGAUUGUCUUCAUGCCUGAGACUAAGAACAAGUCUCUCGAGGAAAUCGAUGAGCUCUUCUCACAGCCUACAUCUGUUAUUGUAAAGCAGAACAUGAAGCAGACUGCCCAGGUUAUCCGCGACCUCUCACACUUCCGCCUGCGCAAGGUUUUCUCCCCUGAGCCUUAUGAAAAAUAA